AUGUCGGUGUAUCCCACGCCACAGGCGGCUACUGCCGCCCCUAGCCCCCCCCACACGGGCUUUGUGCCGCCAGGUGCACCGUCACCCCAGGCACCUACCAGCUCGGUAUACUCCGCAAACGCAGUUCCUUUUACCAAUCCCUUCGGUGGACCCUCCCGCCAGACGGGAUACAGCCACCCGCAGCAAUACAGCAGCACGACGUCGGUUCCCCAACAGUACCAGCAGCCACUGAGCUCCUACGCAGCUGUCACUACACAGGCGCCCGCCGCACCCGCUGUCACCGCUGCCUCUUCGCAGCAGCCGCAGAAACAUCAAACUGCCGGAUCUUUUCAGACCGCCAUGCCGACCUCGGCCUCCCUGCAAGGCGCGUCAGUCCUCACGCAGCCACAUGCACAGCCGCAACCUGCCGAGGAAGAAGAUGCGACGGCUUGCAUUCAGGAAAUCGCGCAUGCUUUCGUGUACCAAUACUACCUCAUGUUGCACGAGAACCCCGCCGACAUCUACCGCUUCUAUGACCAUGACUCUAAGCUGCACAGAAUUUCAGACAGCACGGCAGCUUCGCCCUCAGGCCCUUCGGGAGCAUCAGACGCAUACUGCGUGCGCGCAGUCGGCCUCCAAUCGAUUAUGCAUGCCUUCGCGGCGAUGGAUUUCGACAGAGCUACUUGCAAAAUUCGCAACAUCGAGGCGCAAGAGGUUCACGACGGGGGUAUCUUGGUGCUCAUUACAGGCUGCCUAAGGCACUCUGCCGACAAACCCGAACGAGAGUUCGUGCAGACUGUGCUGCUUGCAAAAAUGAAGCCUCCUCGCGCAGGAUGGUAUGUCCACACGGAGAUGUUCAUUUACUUGGAUGCAAUGGCAAGCGUUGCAGCCGAGCGAGCAGCGGCAGCAGCGAGAAAGGAGCAGCAGGAAGAGCUGCUUCAGCAGAGACAACGGCAGCUGGAGCGCCAGCAGCAACAGCAGCAACAACAACAGUUGGAAGCCCAGAGGAAGCAGGUCGAACAACAGCAACAGCAGCAACAUCAGCAGCAGCAGACGGAUGCUCCGAAGCACCGGCGAUCUCAGAGGCAGCAUGAGGGCGCCUCUCAGGGAAGCGUCGAUCUUCCUGCGAAGCGAGAGGCACGUCAGGAGUCGCCAGUGCCAGCCAAGUGCGCAGCAGACGAUCCUCAGCUUCACCCUGCCGAGAGUCUCAAGUGCUCAGGGGUGCAUGUUGCUCAGCAGACCUCCUCAGGCGUUUCCGCAGAAACUGGCGAGCAAGCAGGAGCUGUUCAUCUGAAGGCUCCCGAGAGAAUGCGCAACAAAUGGGUGAAACAAGACUUAGCCACGGAGCACAGCACUGAAGAGGCAUCACCUCACUGGCCAAAGCCUGGACAGAUGCCGCAGACGCCUUCCGAGAAGGAGACGCAUGCAAAGGGAGGCAGUGGUGGUGGUGGUGGCUCGAGCCGGCAACAGCAUAAUUACGAUCCGGAUAGCUUUGCCUUUAAGGUCUUGCAGAACGUGAGACCAGUGACUCAGCGCGGUUUCGCAGUUCCCGCAACUUCCAGCGCCGCUGCCGAGCGGACGAACGGCGAGGAGAAGGUGCACGGCAGAGGCGCGGGGGGGGCUUCCCAGAGCGAGCAACAGCAGCAGCAGCAGCUGCCGCAGCAGCAGCAGCAGCUGCCGCAGCCGGGCAAGCGCAUUAUCGUGCUGGCUGAGCUGUCGCCAGCCUUGAGCUCUGAGGAUAUCAAGAGGGCUGCCACGGAGGCGCUUGAAGGCGUCAACAAGGGAAUUUGUGUGGAUCUCCGCAAGCCACCUGCGGGGAAGACUUUUGGGUACAUUCUCGAGAUGGAUUCUGUGGCGAGUGCUCAGCUCCUUGUGGAGCGAGGUCUUGUCUUCAACGGCAAGCAGGGGGGGGGGCGGGGGGCAGGGCAUAGCCAGCGUGGUGUGUGGGAAGAUCGGAGAGCUGCUUGUGGCGAAUCACGGCGAGGCGGCAGGGGGGGAGGCAGUGGGGCUCAAGCUCCCGUCGGGCAGGAGCGGCUAGCCACUGCGGAGGACGGGGAGGAGGAGGCAGACAGCCAGUGGAUCGAUCCUGCAGCUAGGCGUCGGCUGCGCGUGCAAAGGGCAGGGGGAGCCGCCUCUGCUGGAGGCGGCGGCACCUUCAGGGGCAGAGGCGGCAGUGGGGGGUUUAGACGCAGCAGCGGAGCAAGGGGUGUGCAGGAGUAG
This is a messenger RNA of Cyclospora cayetanensis, 2199 nucleotides long. Its product is annotated as probable serine/threonine-protein kinase fhkB. Gene Ontology annotation, molecular function: mRNA binding. Gene Ontology annotation, cellular component: cytosol; ribonucleoprotein complex. The record is from RefSeq and is a predicted model, not a curated record. The transcript has 8 exons. NCBI's taxonomy places the organism in Eukaryota, Apicomplexa, Conoidasida, Eucoccidiorida, Eimeriidae. Bases 1 to 2199 code for a protein of 732 amino acids.